GUUGUAGAACUCAACAAAGGUUAAAAGAGGACUCACUGAGAGGUUUUAUGGACAGAGAGCGAUUUGUUGCAGCCUGCACAUCUCAUUAUCUUAACACACGUUCAUGGACAAAACUGAAUCAAGGGGUGACAAAGAGAAGUGCUCAGAGGGAUUUUUGAGAGACAGGUGAAUGAUGAUCAAUGCAACAAUGUUAGGUUCAUUCACCUUGUUAGGAUUGAAGAACACUACAGCAAAGUACCGCCUGAUGCUUUUUACUCUAACCCUGCUGUGUUACACUGUGAUUAUACUUGUGAAUGUGGCUCUUGUUCUUACUGUCAUAUUAGAUGAAAAACUUCAUAAACCCAUGAACAUCUUCCUGUGUAAUCUGUGUUUUAACAGUCUUUAUGGGACGGCAGCUUUUCACCCUAAAUUUCUCUUUGAUCUGUUGUCCAACUCUCACGUCAUAUCUUACUCUGGUUGCCUGCUGCAGGUCUUUUUCAUCUACUCCUAUGCAACAACUGACUUCUCCAUUCUUGCUGUGAUGUCUUAUGAUCGAUAUCUGGCCCUGUGCCGCCCUCUGGAGUAUCAUUCCAUUAUGACCAAACAUAGAGUUGCUUUACUGGUGUGUUUCUCCAGGCUGGUACCAAUGAUCUGUCAGGCUGUUGUGAUAAUCAUGACCUCUAAACUGACUUUAUGUGGCUUCCAGAUAGAAAAAUUAUACUGUGAAAACUGGUCCAUCCUCAAACUUUCAUGCUAUUCAACAACAUUAAAUAAUAUUGUUGGAUUCAUUGUCAUACUUAUAUAUUGUGGCCAUGCUCUCUUCAUUUUGUGUUCCUACAUACAGUUGGUUAAGUUUUCUUUAAAGUAUCCAGAAUGCAAGAAAAAGUUCCUGCAGACAUGCAUGCCGCAUCUAAUAUGUCUGAUCAACGUUAUCGUUGCUCUUCUUUUUGAUGUCAUGUACGCUCGAUAUGGAUCAGAAUCUGUGGCACAGAGUUUAAAAAACUUCAUGGCAAUCCAGUUUCUGAUAGUCCCGCCAAUGCUCAACCCAAUCAUAUAUGGUCUGAAUUUAACUGAAGUUCGCAAAAGUUUCUUGAGACAAUGUAAGUACAACAAGCAAGUGGGGAGGUUAGAAUAA
Girardinichthys multiradiatus is the source of this 1114-nucleotide messenger RNA. RefSeq names its product olfactory receptor 6N1-like. The record is from RefSeq and is a predicted model, not a curated record. Lineage: Eukaryota; Metazoa; Chordata; Actinopteri; Cyprinodontiformes; Goodeidae. Gene Ontology annotation, cellular component: membrane. Bases 170 to 1114 code for a protein of 314 amino acids. Gene Ontology annotation, molecular function: olfactory receptor activity; G protein-coupled receptor activity. The transcript has a single exon. Gene Ontology annotation, biological process: G protein-coupled receptor signaling pathway.